Messenger RNA from Doryrhamphus excisus (bluestripe pipefish), 721 nucleotides. RefSeq lists its product as uncharacterized. The record is from RefSeq and is a predicted model, not a curated record. Lineage: Eukaryota; Metazoa; Chordata; Actinopteri; Syngnathiformes; Syngnathidae.
CGCCACGAGGAGGCGCGGCUUUAAAAGGAAGCGCCAGCGAUGGAGGGUCAGCGUCGCCAUGAAGCUGCUGAGUGUGUUCGUCUCGGCCUUGGCGUGUUUGGGCGUGGCCUCCUCGGACAAGGACUGCUCACCUUGGGUGACGCCGCUGUCCCUGGCCGACCACCAGAAGAUGUUGGGCAAGUGGAACUUGAUCUCGGCCUACACGGACCAUGACGUCUACAACGGCAUCUUCAAGGUCACCCAAAGCACUCGCAUGACCAUCAGCGAGUCUGGGGCUUCCAAGGACGUGGUCCUCUACGAGGAGAUGCGGAUGAACGGAACCUGCUACGGAAGCAACUUCAACAUCAGCAUUCAGCACGACGUGGCGUCCACAUCAGUGGCCAACAUCUCCACCUCCUUCCACCUGUUGCCCGCCUGUGACUCCUGCAUGGUGCUCAGCAGCAACAGCUCCGCCCACAACCUCCGCGCCUUCCUGGAGACCUUCCACAUCCACAUCCCCAAUGACAUCGCCAUCCCCGACCACAUCAACAUGCGCGCCGUCUACCUCCUUGCACAUCAGGACCACGCGAAGGAUGCGGACCUGGACCACUUCAAGGAGCAGGCUCACUGCUUGGGAUUCUCCGGAGAACCCGUCUUCAUGUUUGACCCCAAAGAAGGUUUCUGUGACGGCAGCGACAUCACCAUGCUCACCUGAAGCUGCCAUUAAACACCUUCUCCUCCA